Messenger RNA from Hansenula anomala, 2670 nucleotides. RefSeq names its product bifunctional hydroxyacyl-CoA dehydrogenase/enoyl-CoA hydratase FOX2 (gene FOX2). Gene Ontology annotation, molecular function: oxidoreductase activity. The record is from RefSeq and is a predicted model, not a curated record. The coding region runs from base 1 to 2670 and encodes 889 amino acids. The transcript has a single exon. Lineage: Eukaryota; Fungi; Ascomycota; Saccharomycetes; Phaffomycetales; Wickerhamomycetaceae.
AUGUCAGAAUUGAGAUUUGAUAACAAAGUUGUCGUUGUGACAGGUGCAGGUGGUGGUCUAGGAAGACAGUACGCGUUAGAGUUUGGUAAGAGAGGUGCCAAAGUUGUCGUUAAUGACUUGGGCGGUUCAUUGAAAGGUGACGGAACUUCUUCAAAAGCUGCAGAUGUCGUGGUCGAUGAAAUCAAGAAAGCUGGUGGUCAAGCUGUGGCCAAUUAUGAUUCAGUUGAAUUUGGUGACAAGAUCAUCAAGACCGCCGUGGAGGCGUUCGGUACUGUUCAUGUUGUGAUCAAUAACGCUGGUAUCCUAAGAGAUUCUUCUUUCAAGAAUAUGAGUGAAAAAGACUUCAAAUUGGUGUACGAUGUUCAUUUAAAUGGUGCAUACAAAUUGACAAGAGCUGCAUGGCCUUAUUUCAGAAAGCAAAAAUAUGGUAGAAUCAUCAAUACUGCUUCUCCAGCUGGGUUAUAUGGUAACUUUGGUCAAGCUAACUAUUCAGCUGCUAAAUCUGCAUUGGUUGGGUUUGGUGAGACUUUAGCUAAGGAAGGUGUCAAAUAUAAUAUUCAUGCAAACAUCAUUGCACCAUUGGCUAGAUCUAGAAUGACUGAAGAUGUCUUGCCAAAACCAAUGUUGGAGGCUUUAGACCCAAUUAGAGUUGUUCCAUUAGUUGUCUAUUUAACUCAUGAAGAUUCAAAGGCAUCAAAUCAAAUCUUUGAAGUUGCUGCUGGUUAUUACGGUCAAGUUCGUUGGCAAAGAUCUUCAGGUAUCUUACUAAGAUUGGAUGAUACCUAUACCCCAGAAGCUAUUUUAAACCAAUGGAAUGGUAUUUUUGAAUUUGAGGAUAAACCUUUCAAUAAAGUUACAUAUCCAAGUCAUGUCAGUGAUUUCAUGACCUUGAUUGAAUCUCAAAAAUCACAACCUCCAAACAAACAAUCUAAAGAAAAAGUUUCAUUAAAGGGUAAAGUUGUGAUUAUCUCAGGUGCAGGUGCUGGUCUUGGUCGUUCACAUGCUCUUACAUUUGCCAAAGCCGGUGCAAAAGUUGUUGUUAAUGAUUUCAAAAAUCCAGAUGACGUUGUCAAUGAAAUUAAAAAAGCUGGUGGUGAAGCUGUUGGUUCUAAGGCGAACGUGGUUACAGAAGCAGAUCAAAUUGUUAAGACAGCAUUAGAUACUUAUGGUCGCAUUGAUAUAUUAGUUAACAAUGCUGGUAUUUUGAGAGAUCGUUCAUUCGGUAAAAUGACUGAUGAUGAAUGGUUUUCAGUUCAAGAUGUUCAUGUCAUGGGUACCUAUAGAUUAACUAAAUUAGUUUGGCCAAUUUUUUUGAAACAAAAAUCUGGUAACGUCAUCAAUACCACUUCAACCACUGGUAUCUAUGGUAAUUUUGGACAAGCAAACUACUCUGCUGCUAAAUCAGCCAUGUUGGGGUUUUCAAAGACUUUAGCUCAAGAGGGUUUGAAAUACAAUAUUAGAGUCAAUGUUAUUGCACCACAUGCUGAAACUGCAAUGACUGCAACAAGUUUCAAAGAGAAUGAAUUUAACAAGUUUGAUCCAUCACAAGUUUCUCCAUUUUAUGUUGUGUUGGCCUCUGAUCAUGUUAAAACCACAGGUGAAACAUUUGAAGUUGGUGCUGGUUGGAUUGGUAAUACAAGAUUUCAAAGAUCUUGGGGUGCAUUAUCAAAAGACAAGAAUCCUUCAGCAGAAUUUGUUAGAGAUCAUUUCAAUGAAAUCACUGAUUUUACAAAGUUCCAGUUAAUCAAAAGUCCAAAAGAAUCAUAUUUGGGUAUCUUUGAAAGAGUUGGUGCUGAGGAUGAAAAGGAUGAAGAUGAAGAUGAGGAUGAGGAAGAUACUGAGGUCUUUAAAUAUACUGAUCGUGAUGCAAUUUUGUAUAACUUGGGUCUUGGUGCUAAUGCCAAGGAACUAAAAUAUGUUUAUGAACAGCAUCCAGAUUUCCAAGUGUUACCAACUUAUGGUGUCAUCCCGUGUAUGAGUACUAAUAGUCUUGAUUACUCAGGAUUGUUGAAAAAUUUUGACUAUAAUUAUUUAUUACAUGGUGAACAAUAUUUGAAGAUCAAUAAAUUUCCUAUUCCAACUGCUGCUGACUUGAAAACAGAAGCAUUCCCAAUUGCUGUUUUGAACAAAGGUAAAAAGGCCGCUAUUGUUGUUGCUGGGUUCAAAACUUUUGAUAAGAAUACUGGAGAGCAAAUUUUCUACAAUGAAUUCACUUCCUUCAUAAGAAAAGCUCAAGCUGCUAAAGAACCUAAAGUUUAUAAAGAUAGAAAUAGCUUUGCUACUGCUGCAAACACCAUUCCAUCAAGAGAACCGGAUUUUGAAACUACAGUGAAGACUUCUCCAGAUCAAGCUGCUAUCUAUAGACUUUCUGGUGACUAUAAUCCAUUACACAUUGAUCCAAAAGUUGGUACGAAGGCUGGUUUCCCUCAACCAAUUUUACAUGGUUUGGCUUCAUUUGGUAUCAGUGCUAAACAAUUGUACGAAAAGUUUGGUAUGUAUGGUGAAAUUAAAGCUCGUUUCACAAAUGUUGUUUUCCCAGGUGAACAUCUAAAGGUUAGAGCCUGGAAAGAAGGUAACAAGGUCACUUUCCAAACUUUGUCUGUUGAAAGAAAUGUUGUUGUUAUCAAUAAUGCUGCUAUCAAUUUAGUUGGUGAUAAAUCAAAAUUAUGA